Molecule: messenger RNA, 4191 nt
Organism: Malus domestica (apple)
Lineage: Eukaryota; Viridiplantae; Streptophyta; Magnoliopsida; Rosales; Rosaceae
Source: RefSeq, a predicted model, not a curated record
AUGGGCCAUCCAAGUCAAUCCAAUAAUAACUGGAGGAGUAGUCAGGGUCUUAGGGAUACAGGACCAAGUUUUGCACAAAUUCUAGCAAAAACACCAGCUAAGUCACAUACUCCUCUAAUGCUCCCCUCACAAAAGAAAGAACCUAGUCCUCAACUAAACAUAGACUCUCCUCAGGAAAAAAAGGUUAUAACCAUUGUUAUAACUAAAGGUAGCUCUGUGCCAGUGCACCAGCCAACCCAGCUUAGAGAUGCAGUGAACAAAGCUAUGGGCAAGAUAGCAAUUUCUAGAGUUCAUGUCUCACCCAGAAAUAACCUUGUUUUAACCUGUUUUAAUUCAAAUCCUGAAGAACUGCUGAAGGAUCAAUCCAAGUGGGAAAAUGUUUUUGCUGGAUGGCCUAUUUCAAGAAUUCAAAAGUUUGAAAAUUGGCCAACAGUUGUUGUUCAUGGAGUUCCAGCAUCUAUUCCCAUCACAACUAUGCCACAAGAGAUUUCAUCAUUCAACCCAAAUAUUUCAGUUCCUAGGGUAGUAAGAUGGCUUACAGGCCCCCCUAAGGCAAACCAUGGAUCAAUUGUAGUCACAGUUGGUUCAGAAGAGGAAAAAAGAUCAAUUCUCCAGACAGGGAUACUCAUUGGAGGCUUACUACUUAAGGCUGUAAACUUUCAACCAAGUACUGAGAGAACUCUUUGUACUAGUUGUCUGAAAUAUGGUCAUUCUAAGCUCUCCUGCAAGAGAAUUCCUCAUCAUAAAGCAAGUCUGCUGGUUGACUCACAAGUUAUAGAAGAAUUUGGAGGCACUUUUCAUAGAUGCAACUCUAAAAGUAUUUCAAUUAUUGACUUGGCUUUUGCUUCUAAUUUUAGACAUGUAUCCUGGCAUAAUUGGCAUUAUGGGGAAAGCACUGGCUCAGAUCAUGAAGUUAUUUUCUUCCAAGCAGGAUUUCCAAUUUCACAAAAUCAGUAUUCAUGUUUACCAGCAAGAUUUAAUCUCAAAAAGGCUGAUUGGAAAGCAUAUAGGCAAAAUCUUAUAUCAAGUGAAGAGAGAUCCAGCCUACUUCUCCAAGAAGCUAUCCGGACAGAAAACCAUGACCUGGUGGCCAAAAUACUUGAGAAUAUCAUUUUAAAAGCAACACAAAAUGCAAUACCUAGAUCAAAACCAUCUAAACAUUCUAAGGCUUGGUGGACAGAUGAACUAACUUGUCUUAGGAAAGAAUAUCAUGCCCUAAAAAGAAAAGCUAAGAAGUCAUGGUUACCUGAAGACAUUGAAAAUGCAAGAGUAUCAAGAAACCACUAUUUCAGAAGUAUCUCCUUUAGCAAAAAAGAGCAUUGGGAAUCUUUCCUUGCUGAGGCCAAAGAUAGAAGUCUAUUCACAGCCUAUAAUUACUCAAAUCCGAAGUUUCAUCAGCCUUCUCUUAUUCCAACUCUGGUUUACAAAAGCCCUGAAGGGGAUCAAGUGAUAGCUUCAAGUUUUGCAGACAAGUGUAAUGCAUUAGUCCAAUCUCUGUUUCCUCAGAAUAACCCACUACAGACUCAUGAAAACACUGGGGGAGAUAAUACAGCAUUAGUUGAUGCUGGAGUUCUUUCUGAUCCAUUUGAAGAGGCAAGUAAUUCAUCAUGUUUAUCCCCUAACUCGAGAUCAAAUUCAUUUGCUAUGCGUAAUCCUUCAGUUCAACAAGGUUUAAAGCAAUACACCUGGCCUUCUCUGAGCCUCACAGAGCUCUAUCAAGCAGUACCAGACAAGAAGACUUCUCCAGGGAAGGACUCAAUUGACUGGACUAUGAUCAAAUAUGCUCUAGAUGCUAUCCCCCAAUUCUUCCUAACAGCAUAUACCUUUCUAUUUCAAUGUGGGAAACAUCCAUCAGUAUGGAAAGAAUCCAUUGGCAUUAUCAUCCCAAAGAGAAAUAAGCCAGAUUACUCAGUUCCCAAAGCUUACAGGCCUAUUUCACUGAUUUCUUGUCUCUCAAAACUCUUAGAACGGAUAUUUUCACAAAGAAUUUCAUUUUUAGCUAAUAUUCACCCUGAUAUCCUUCAUCCUAGUCAGAUGGGAGGUAGAAAACAAAGAUCUGCUGUUGAUGCAGUCCUGUUCCUCCAAAACUUUAUAGAAAACAGUCUUUCUAAGAAUAAGGUUGUUUCCUCUGUUUUUCUAGAUAUAAUGGGGGCAUUUGAUCGACUGCAGCCAAGUAAGCUCAUAGACAUCCUCCAGAGAAAACAUUUCCCAGCUUGCUUUAUUUCCUGGGUUGAUUCUUUUCUUUCUCAAAGGAAAAUUUCUCUCCUUUUCAAUGGGCAGCUAAGUCAUGUUUACUCUGUAACAGGUGCUCCACAAGGAAGUCCUAUCUCACCUCUUUUAUUCCUUAUUUCAAUCAGUGAACUCUUCUCUAAUAGUCCAACAAGCAAUGCCCUUGAAGUUUCAUAUGUUGAUGAUAUUUGCAUUUCCUACAGCUCUUUUUCAGUUGCUAAGAAUGUGAGAGAGAUUCAAAAAUAUCUUCAAUCCUUUUUCUCAAGAGCUGAUUCCCUUUCUAUUGUUUUUGAAAAAUCCAAAUCAGAGCUUAUCCAUUUUUCCAGAGGCAAAAAAACAUUUAGCAAUUCUCUCCAAAUUGAAGAUUUCUCCUUAGAACCUAAGACUACAGUCAAGUGGCUAGGAAUAUGGUUACAGAAUAAUCUAAAAUUUAAAACCCAUGUAGAAAAAAGGGUGCAUCUUGCCCAAGGGGCUAUGCAAAGACUCGUCCAACUUUCUUCCAAAUCUAAAGGCUUAGGAUUUAAUGCACUCAGACAGCUCUACCUCAGUUGUGUCAUCCCUGUGUUAGACUAUGGCUCAGUCCUAUGGUAUAGCAAAUAUGGUACAGAGAAGCUAUCAAAUAUGUGUGAUAAAAUCCAGAAGCAAGCCAUUCUAAAAAUAACAGGUGCCUAUAGAUCUAGUCCAAGUAAGGCCUUGGAAGUUGAGGCAGGCCUGCUUCCAACUAGAGUGAGACAUUAUAAGAUAGCUUCUUUUUUUGCAAUGAGAAUCUUCAAAUUUCAAACAAAUCACCCUUUAUAUCAUACUCUUUCAUCUAAUCUUACUGAUGAGCUUGCACUUCCUACUGAAAAGACUGACAUAGGCAUGCUUGCUUUCUUGGUGGAUAAACCAAGUAGUCAACUACAAAGAAUAGCCAGUAUGCUCAAGCCAAGUUCCAAGUUACUAAACUUGGAGACCCUCAAUGCCAAGUGGAUGCCCCCCUGGAGAACAGAGAAUAUUUCUGUAUCUAUUAGUUGCUCUGAUAAAACAAAAGCAAAAGAAGAACAUCUUUCAUUAUUUCAUUCCAUUCCUUCCUCAUUUUAUAUUAUCUACACAGAUGGCUCUUUAGUCAAGAACAAGGGUUGUGGAAUAGGCAUAGCCAUGUACCUCCCAUAUACAAGGGAGCUCAAGUGCCUCUCAUUCUUUCUAGGAAAGAACAUUGGUAUUGCUGACGCCGAGACUUUUGCAAUUUAUAAAGCACUUAGACAUCUGAUUUCUUUAGAUCCAAAUGCUAAAUGUUAUAUUUUUUCUGAUAGUCAAGUAGCAUUGCAGAGAAUUACUACAGCCACCAAUUUCUAUUCCUUCAAAAUCAGAUCCCUGAGCCGCAAACUGGAAGUCCAGCUGCACUGGUGUCCAGGACAUUCAGGAAUCCAAGGAAAUCAACUAGCUGACAACCUAGCAAGGAAAGGUUUAGAUCAAGCUAUUAUUAAGAGGGAUCAGUUUACAUCACAUUCAUUUUUAAAAGAGCAAAUCAGAAAAAGAAUAAUCUUAGCCUGGAACUCUGACUGGACUAAGCAAGUGCUUAGAGAGGAAGAGGGUAGGAAGGCUGUUGGCCUAGGAAGAUUUUACAGGAUUUCUGCAAGGCAGUCAUCCCCAAUUUUUAAAUUAAAAUCUAUUAAACUUCAAAGAUACUCCAGGGGAACUCAGUCUUCAUAUUUCCAGGCAAGAACAGGGAUUGGCAACACCCUGGCCUAUCUCAAGCUGAUUGGAAAAGUGAGCAGUGACAUGUGCAACUUCUGUCACAGGAAGAAGCAGACCAUGCAACAUCUGUUGUUACACUGCCCCCAAUUCUCAGCAGAUAGGAAAAUGGCAUAUGAAGGGCUAGAGCCUCUUAAUCUGCAAAUACUUUUCAAUACUAAUGUUGGCAGGGAAAAGCUGCUUAGAUUCCUCGAGAGUUCUAAAUGCCUAACCCUGGAAAAAGAAUAA